Opisthocomus hoazin is the source of this 2187-nucleotide messenger RNA. The record is from RefSeq and is a predicted model, not a curated record. Lineage: Eukaryota; Metazoa; Chordata; Aves; Opisthocomiformes; Opisthocomidae.
AUGGGCAGCACCGAUGGGUUCCAGUACCGCGCGCUCUACCCCUACCGCAAGGAGCGCGAGGAGGACAUUGAUCUGCUGCCCGGGGACAUCCUGGUGGUGAGCAAGGGGGCCCUGCAAGCCUUGGGCUUCAAAGACGGGGAUGAGCAGACCCCCAACCAGAUCGGGUGGAUCCUGGGCGUCAAUGAGCGGACCAAGCAGAAGGGUGACUUUCCCGGCACGUACGUGGAGUACGUGGGGCCUGUGAAGAUCUCCGUCCCUUCUCACCGGCCCCGAGUGCAGAGACCCCUGCCCGCAACGCCGGGGGCCAGCGGCUGCCGGCUGCAGGAGGCUCUGGAGCAAGGCCCUGUGGCAUGGGCUCAGCACGCUCCGGGUGCUGUGAGAUGGCAAAAAGGGGCGAUGGCCACGCUUUGCCCGCCUUUGCUCUUUGCGUGCCAUGCAGAAGACCUCCUGGCAGGCCCAGAGCUGAGCCCUGACUUCUCCAUGCUGUUUCUGGAGACGCUUCUGCAGACGAAGGAGCUGGAGCCGGAGCAGUUGCCUCCAGCUUUGCCUCCAAAACCGCCGAAGCCAAAGCCCAGUGCCGCCAGCCUGGCCAACGGGAACAGCGUGCCCUUGCAAGACGCCGAGUGGUAUUGGGGUGACAUUUCCCGGGAGGAGGUGAACGAGAAGCUACGGGACACGCCGGAUGGUACCUUCUUGGUGCGAGAUGCCUCCAGCAAGAUCCAGGGCGAGUACACGCUCACGCUCAGGAAGGGAGGCAAUAACAAGCUGAUCAAGAUCUUCCACCGGGAGGGGAAGUACGGCUUUUCAGAGGCCCUGACGUUCGGAGGGCUCAUCACCCAUUACCGGCACGAGUCGCUCGCCCAGUACAACGCCAAGCUGGACACCAGGCUGCUCUACCCCAUCUCCAAGUACCAGCAGGACCAAGUGGUGAAAGAGGACAGCGUGGAGGCCGUCGGGGAGCAGCUGAAGGUCUAUCACCAGCAGUACCAGGACAAGAGCUGGGAGUACGACCUGCUCUACGAGGAGUACACGCGCACGUCCCAGGAGCUGCAGAUGAAGAGGACGGCAAUCGAGGCCUUCAACGAGACGAUCAAGAUCUUUGAGGAGCAGUGUCAGACGCAGGAGAAAUGCAGCAAGGAGUACAUCGAGCGCUUCCGACGGGAGGGCAAUGAGAAGGAGGUGCAACGGAUCCUCAUGAACUCGGAGAAGCUCAAGUCUCGCAUCACGGAGAUCCACGACAGCAAGAUGAAGCUGGAGCAGGACCUGAAGAAACAAGCCUCGGAGAACCGGGAGAUCGACAAGCGCAUGAACAGCCUGAAGCCAGACCUCAUGCAGCUGCGCAAACUGCGGGACCAGUAUUUGGUGUACGUAACGCCUGCCCCCGCACAGGGCUGGGAGCGGGGCCCGGCUGCCCCCCACCAGUACUCCAUGAUGGACGACGAGGAGGAGCUGCCCCACCACGAGGAGCGAACGUGGUACGUGGGGAAGAUCAACCGCUUGCAGGCGGAAGAGAUGCUGUGCGGCAAGCGGGACGGCACCUUCCUGAUCCGCGAGAGCAGCCAGAAGGGAUGCUACGCCUGCUCCGUGGUGGUGGACGGUGACACCAAGCACUGCGUGAUCUACAAAACGGCGACCGGCUACGGCUUCGCUGAACCCUACAACCUCUACGCCUCCCUCAAGGACCUGGUCUUGCACUACAAGCACACGUCGCUGGUGCAGCACAAUGACUCGCUGAACGUCACGCUGGCUCACCCGGUCCUGUCCCAGCCCCCGGCCAGAUGAGCAGCCCGUGCGCCACGCGACAGCUGCCUUCAGCUUCUCCCCAGGGCGCUGCUUUCUGGCUCUGGACUCUCGCACCCUGUAUAGUUGAGUCUCCGUGCUCCUGCCCCUCCAGAGCCUCUGAGAUGUCUGUGACCGUUCCCGGUGUCCCUUUUGGUCAGUAGCUGAAACCCGUGUUGGCUGAUGGGACAGAAAGGCUGGGCUGUUGACUCCCAGUGGGCUCCAGCCUCGAGGAGAUGGGCUCCAGUUGUGAUUGAAUUGCUGUGGGCGAGUGCAGCCCCCCUCCCUUUCCCCGAUAAGCAGGUCUGAUCCUCGUCUCGCUGGCAGGCUGCCCCGCUGCUCGUCACUGUAGAGCUAGGUUCCCGAUUCCUCGGUGCGCUACGGCGUCGGUCACCGUCCCGGCCGAGC